Rotaria sp. Silwood2 is the source of this 1080-nucleotide messenger RNA. The record is from the annotation of a GenBank genome assembly. NCBI's taxonomy places the organism in Eukaryota, Metazoa, Rotifera, Eurotatoria, Philodinida, Philodinidae.
AUGAUUGCUUUCUCCAGCGCCAAAAUGCAUUUCUUUACUAACGUUCCAAAUCUUACAGAGCUCGAAAGUUCUACUCAAAGUUCUCAUACUUUGAUCAUACCGAUGACAUUAUCAUUAGUUAAUACAUUAGAAUGGUCAACUAUUAUCUUAAAUCGCUGGUUCGUUCCAAUAAUGUUCUUAAUAGGUGUAUUAGGAAAUAUAUUUAAUCUAAUGGUAUUUACACGUAAAAAUUUUUUUAGAAAAUCAUGUUUUCUAUAUCUUCUGGCAGCAUCAAUAAAUAAUAUAGUUAUGUUUUUAAUUGGUCUUUCAACUCGAAUAAUGGAUGAUGGUUUUCAAAUAACUAUUUUUCGUAGUGAUUCAGAUGUAUACUGUAAAUUUCGAAUUUAUCUUGUUUAUACUCUUUUUGCAAUAUCAAAUUGGUUUCUUGUUUUUGCAUCAUUUGAUCGAUUUUAUUCAACAAGUCAAUCAGCAUUAAAACGUCAGCGCUUUUGUUGCAAUCGAAUGGCAUUUAAACUAAUUUGUUUAACAGUAAUUGGAUGUCUUCUAACGCAUAUGCAUAUUAUUAUUUAUUACAAGUACUUGUACUACUUAAAUGUAUACAAUAAACCAACAUUAACAUGUGCAUCAGAUAAUGGAAUCUAUACUAUGUUUUUUUCCUUUUUUAUGUUAAUUUUUUAUAGUCUAUUACCUCCAAUAUUAAUGUUAUUAAUAGGUCUUUUAACAUUAAAUAAUAUUCGAAAGUCUCAUCAACAAAUAAAUCCAAAUCGAACUCAAACAUUAACAAGACGAGAUGCACAUCAAUUAAUUAAAACUCUUUCAAUACAAAUAGCUCUUCUUAUAAUAACGACAAUUCCACAUUCAUCCUAUUGGAUUUAUAUGGCAUUUGCAUCAGGACAAUAUUCAAUGAAAACAAAUCUUACACUAGAAUAUGAAAAAUUUAUUUUAAAUAUUGUUCGUUUGAUACUUUAUAUUAAUUAUGGAAGUAUAUUUUAUAUACAAAUUAGUAUUUCCAAAACAUUUAGAAAUGAAUUUAUUAAAAUUAUUAACAAAAUGAAAAGACAUUUUAGAAAUUUAUAUUAA